Drosophila biarmipes is the source of this 802-nucleotide messenger RNA. RefSeq lists its product as uncharacterized. The transcript is spliced from 3 exons. Bases 38 to 700 code for a protein of 220 amino acids. The record is from RefSeq and is a predicted model, not a curated record. Lineage: Eukaryota; Metazoa; Arthropoda; Insecta; Diptera; Drosophilidae.
GGAACCGUUUAACUCAUAUCUCUCCGCGAUCGAAAACAUGCGUAACAAAUACCUGGCCGUUCUGAUAUGCGCCUCCUGCUUUUGCGGCUGCAUUGCGGAUAGCUACUCCGGGGACAUCCAGAACUCGAAUUCUUUGGAUUUCGGCAACGACGAUGGAGGCUACAGCUAUAGCUCCCCACCGAGCAACAGCUACCUUCCUCCAGCCACCCCCGCUCCGGAGUACCUGCCUCCGAAUAAUGGAUACCAAUACAACCCGCCUCCCAAAAACAACUACCUGCCACCUCCGAACAACAACUACCUUCCUCCGCCUCCUGAGUAUGGACCGCCAGCCGGAUAUCCUGUGUACGGUCCACCACCUCCUCCCUUUUAUAAGCCAGCCCCACUUUUGCCCUAUCAUUCGCACGAAUCUUUUCUGGAAAAACUAAAGUCCAAGAUCAACUUGUAUACCCUUGGAAAGAUUUUGCUGAAGCUCUUGAUAUUCAAGAAAAUUGUCAAGUUUAUUGGCUUGCUUUUCUUGCUCCUGGUUUUGCCAAAGCUGAAAGAUAUUUUCAAGGACGACAUGAUGUCUGGUUCCAGCGAGAGCGAUGGCAUGGAAAGUAAAUUUGUGGAGACAGAUAAGGAUAAAUUAGCCAAACAAAUUGAAGACCUUUACGAUUUCGUAAUAAGCUCUAUAGAAAAUUUUGAAGGAAGGAGCUCGUAGAUCCAUGCCAAAACUAGUUAAUGUAUUGUUACGAAUUGUAUUACAUUUGAUUAUUUAUUUGUUAAAAUUUCUCCUAUAAAUAAAACCUAAUUAUAUUUUAUA